This is a messenger RNA of Lachnellula hyalina, 417 nucleotides long. RefSeq lists its product as uncharacterized. The transcript has 3 exons. The record is from RefSeq and is a predicted model, not a curated record. Bases 1 to 417 code for a protein of 138 amino acids. Lineage: Eukaryota; Fungi; Ascomycota; Leotiomycetes; Helotiales; Lachnaceae. Gene Ontology annotation, molecular function: oxidoreductase activity.
AUGUCAGCAACAACAUCAACCAAACAAGUAAAACUCACCAUCCUGAUCAAAAAACUCGACACCCUGAGUACAGAGGAAUUCCACCACUACUGGCGCGUCGAGCAUCCCAAAGCCUGGUUAUCAGUCGCUAUCGUGAAAGCUAAUGUUUUGAAAUAUUCUCAGUUUCAUGUUAAUAAUCCCGUAACGGAGGACUUGAAAACCAAAGGUCUGCCGAUGGCGGGGUACGAUGGCGGGGUUAAUAUUUACGCGGGGAGCGUGGAGGAAUUGAUGGCUGUAUUUCAAGAUGAAGAAUACCUAAGAGUUGUAGUUCCGGAUGAAGAGAAGUUCCUGAAACGAAGUGAGGGGAUUAUGAUGCUAGGCUGGGAGGAUGUCGUUUGGGUUGAUGGGAAGGAGAUUCCUGCUUCUUCUGAUGCUUGA